Molecule: messenger RNA, 1151 nt
Organism: Panicum hallii
Lineage: Eukaryota; Viridiplantae; Streptophyta; Magnoliopsida; Poales; Poaceae
Product: E3 ubiquitin-protein ligase CHIP-like
Exons: 8
Coding region: 71-910 (279 amino acids)
Biological process (GO): proteasome-mediated ubiquitin-dependent protein catabolic process; cellular response to misfolded protein; positive regulation of proteolysis
Cellular component (GO): cytoplasm
Molecular function (GO): protein-folding chaperone binding; ubiquitin protein ligase activity
Source: RefSeq, a predicted model, not a curated record
UUCGAUUUGCCGUCUCUGUCGUCCCUUCAACUUCCUGCCGUGUGGCGCGUCCGCCCCACCAAGGCAAGGCAUGGCGGCGAGCGGGGGCGGCGUGGCGCAGCAGGCGGAGCUCCGGCGGAUCGAGGGCAACGCCUGCUUCAAGAAGGCCCGCCUCGGCGCCGCUAUCGACUGCUAUACCGAGGCAAUCGCGCUCUGCCCCGACGUCGCCGUCUACUGGAUGAAUCGGGCCCUGUGCCAUUUCAAGCGCAAGGAGUGGGCCAAGGUCGAAGAGGAUAGCAGGAGGGCUCUUGCACUUGAUGACACUCUAGUCAAGGGCCACUAUCUGCUGGGAUGUGCGCUGCUCGACAAGGAGGAAUUUGCUCUUGCUAUCAAGGAAUUUGAAAAGGCUCUGAAUCUCUUGAAGUCCUCAAGUUCAACGGAUAAAAUGGCUGAGGACAUUUGGCAGGUCCUUGCAAAAGCAAAAUACCUAGAUUGGGAAAAGCAUUCCACUGAACGAGUUUGGAGGAUACAAAGUUUGAAGGAAGCUUGUGAAAGUGCUCUGCAGGAGCAGCACUUUCUUAGUGGUACGCUUGUGGAAGACUCGGAUGGAUCAAGCAAUGAGUAUUCAGAACAAAUUAAAUUGCUAGCAGAGGUCUUCAGCAAAGCAACACUUGCCGAUACACCAGUAGAUGUGCCCGAUUACCUUUGCUGUCAGAUAACUUUCGAGAUAUUUAGAGACCCAGUGAUCACACCCAGUGGUGUAACAUAUGAAAGGGCUGUACUUCUUGAACAUCUCGACAAGGUUGGCAAUUUCGACCCAGUGACGCGAGAGCCUCUGAAGGAGCACCAGCUGGUUCCAAACCUGGCCAUCAAUGAAGCAGUGCAGGCCUAUCUGAAAGAGCACAGCUGGGCCUACAGGCUGAACUGUUAGAUGCUGUUUGUGGUGUGUGCCGGGUGCUCUGCUGAUUGCUGCUGCUGAUGAUGAUGAUGAAUGCUCGUCUUAGGGUUACCUUUUGUGACUACAAUUAUAUGUCAGUGUGAUACAGGUUGAGGUUAGAUUGCUCAAUUCAUUGAUUGUCAGGCAAGUUGAGUUGUAACUGCAGACAUUGACCGAUUGGAGCAAAUGUACAUAAACAUUCAAGGUUAGAAUAGCCAUUUUCACUCAGUCAUCA